AUGUAUCACCUCUUCAAGUCGAUAUAUCUCCAUGCGACAAAAUACUCUGUCCUCCUGCUAGGCCUCGACAAUGCCGGCAAGACUACACUCCUCGAGCAGAUAAAAGGCACCUACACGGCCUCGCACCCCAAUCUCAAGACUGUUCCUACCGUCGGCCAAAACGUUGCUACCAUCGCCCUACCCCCUCCAAAUCCACCCAUCUACCUCAAGAUAUGGGAUGUCGGCGGCCAACAUAGCCUGCGCGGGCUCUGGCAAUCAUACUACAGCAGCUGUCACGCCAUCGUCUUCGUCAUAGACAGCAGCGAUGUAGGCAACGCCACGCUAGCCGACAUGAGCGCGAACAAUGCAGCAAGCAUAGAAGAUAUUGGGCGGUUGGAUGAGUGCAAGUUGGUCUUGGAGAGUGUACUGGCCAACGAAGAUGCCAGUGGCGUGCCGAUAUUGAUACUGGCGAACAAGCAAGAUCGCGAAGAUUGCGUUGAAGUGGUGAGGAUUAAAGAGGGCUUUGUGAGAAGAGUGUUUGAGGGAGAGAAGGGGGGGAACGUGAGAGACAGCAGAGUGCUUCCUUGCAGUGCGCUCACAGGGACUGGUGUGCAGGAGGCGGUCGAAUGGUUGUGCAGCAGGAUGGCGUUCAACAAAGAGGCAAGACCGCCGGUUAUGAGGUAGUUGCUAGUGGGCACGAAGUCACGAAUAUACCCCAUUAUCCAAACUACUAAUACGUCAAAUGUAGUUACCCUGGGCUGCGUUUUAGUUCUCUGUCUUUUCGCGUUCCGCCAACACUAUCGCAUUAGCAUAAGAGCGGCAGGGAAUCUCGGCUCGCAGCUUUUCGCACUGUUGCGAAAGGACACAAUCAAACAUAACAAGAAGCCGGCG
Alternaria rosae is the source of this 870-nucleotide messenger RNA. Its product is annotated as ADP-ribosylation factor 6. The record is from RefSeq and is a predicted model, not a curated record. Lineage: Eukaryota; Fungi; Ascomycota; Dothideomycetes; Pleosporales; Pleosporaceae. Gene Ontology annotation, biological process: protein localization to organelle; Golgi to plasma membrane protein transport; intracellular protein transport. The transcript is spliced from 2 exons. Bases 1 to 663 code for a protein of 220 amino acids. Gene Ontology annotation, molecular function: GTPase activity; GTP binding. Gene Ontology annotation, cellular component: Golgi apparatus.